Molecule: messenger RNA, 1547 nt
Organism: Nanorana parkeri
Lineage: Eukaryota; Metazoa; Chordata; Amphibia; Anura; Dicroglossidae
Gene: CCN4
Product: WNT1 inducible signaling pathway protein 1
Exons: 5
Coding region: 233-1309 (358 amino acids)
Biological process (GO): cell adhesion; signal transduction
Cellular component (GO): extracellular matrix; extracellular region
Molecular function (GO): integrin binding; heparin binding
Source: RefSeq, a predicted model, not a curated record
GGUGGGGAGAAGAGAAUGGAAGGCAGGAGGGAAAAAGAACACAGGGCUUGUCUUCACUCCUGACGUCACCCCUGCCUUUUAAAAAAAAAGACUGAGACAAAAGGCCAUCAAUGCUUUUCAUGUAUGGAUCAGCUGGGACUAGCCUGCAACCUCAUCCCUUCCUACCACUGAUUCUGCACCGCAGCGAACGCCAACUGUCUCCAAUCAAUGCAUUUAACACCGCUACCCAGGGAUGAGGUGCCUCUUAUAUUGGAUUCUAACAGCAGUCUCCGUCUGUCAGGUCAUUUUACAAAACACGACCACAAUGCCUCCAACCCCUGCUGUCACAGAAGAGUAUGUUCGGGUUCAGUACUGUAAGUGGCCAUGUGACUGCCCCCCCGUCCCCCCUGUGUGUCCCCCAGGGGUCAGUCUGGUCACAGAUGGCUGUGACUGCUGCAAAACAUGCACCAAGCAACGUGGAGAGAACUGCACGGAGGCAGACACAUGUGACCCACACAAAGGACUAUAUUGUGACUACAGCAGGGACAUUCCUAGGUACGAAGUAGGUGUCUGCGGACAGAUGACAGGAGUAGGUUGUGUUCUCAAUGGAGUACGCUAUAGAAAUGGCCAGAGCUUCCAACCAAACUGCAAGUACAACUGUACGUGUCUGGAUGGCGCCGUGGGUUGCACCCCACUGUGCGUAAACUCCCGUCCACCUCUCGUCUGGUGCCAGAACCCCAAGCGGGUUAAGAUGGCAGGAAAGUGUUGCGAGCAAUGGGUUUGUGACGACUCCAAGAGGUUCCGAAAAGCAUCUCCCCGCCAUAUUGCUUCUCCUGUUUAUCGUGAAGAGACUGAAACCUGGCAAAACAACUGCAUCACCCAGACAACUCCUUGGAGCCCCUGUUCUAAGACGUGCGGAAUGGGGAUAUCCACGCGCAUCUCCAACGAUAAUGACAAGUGUAAACUUCACACCGAGAGCCGCCUAUGCAACCUGAGACCCUGCGAGGUGGACAUCACACAGCACUUCCGGCGAGGCAAAAAAUGCUUAGCGGUUUACCGUGAACCGCAACCAAAGAACUUCACAAUCUCAGGCUGCGUGAGCAGAAGAGCCUACAGACCCAAAUACUGCGGGGUGUGCACUGACGACCGAUGCUGCAACCCCUACAAAUCCAAAACCAUCCAAGUCCACUACGACUGCCCCGACGGCACCAGCGUGUCCUGGAACGUCAUGUGGAUCAAUGCUUGCUUCUGUAACCUCGGCUGCAAAAAGAUCAAUGACAUUUUUUCAGAGCUGGUGAGCUACCACGACUACACCGAAAUAGGGAACUGAUCAUUCAGGAAACAAAACCAAAAGAAGAAAUGUUUCAUUAGUAGAAACAAUCAGGGGAAGAGACGUACUAUGCUGUUAUUGGUGCUUUCACGUGCAUUGUCUCAGGGCCAUGUCAUUUAAUAACCAGCUGCCUAAAUUAUUAUUUGGAAGUUCUAUAUCAUUUUUACAGCACUUCUGUAUGAAGAUGUUACAAUGUAUAAAGUGUCAAAUAAUAUAUUCUUGCUUUUUUUAAGGUGAG